UUUGUUAUGUUAAUUGCUUUCUUAUAUAUUUUAAUAUAUUUUACAAAUGCCUAUGUUGAUAGCAAAGCCGUGGGAAAAACUUACAGGCAGCAAUUCGAAUUCAUAGAUAACAUUCUUCGUCUCAACGACAGCGCUUCUCAAACUACUGCUAAAAAUGUUACCACACCCACAACACCUAAUUUCAAGAUGUUGUUGGAUGACUUAUACAAAAAGAAAAAUUUAAAGUUAAAUUUCUUUGACAAGAUGCUAUCCGAUGAAAUGCUUUCAAUAAAGAAGCACAUACAGGAAAAGGGUUAUACUUUGAUACAUUUGAAUAUGUCUACUAACAUACCCGCUUCCACACCCACGUUAGAAAUAAAACAGAAAUGGCCCACGUUGAAAAACGUUUAUAUUUCGAUAAAUGAAGAUGAAAAGAAAACAACAAAAUAUAACAACGCCACAGAUCCUAGUACAAAAACGACCAAAAUAUUCAAAACUACCACAGCGAACGAAACACAAAAUGCUAAAGUACAGCGAAGAAACAAGGUGGUUGGAGUAAGAAGCUUUACCGAUCAUGAAAUUUUACAUGUCAACACAGAUCAUGAUCCCAGAAAAUGUAUGUGCUUGAAUGAAAGAACAACCUGUACUGCUCGAUGCACCGCGUCAACCCACCAUCAUACACAGGUUAAUGAGUGCUCAUUUCACAAAACAAGCAGUAAUAUCCCUGUGUGUACGAGAACAACUACACCAUACAUUUUCUACCCUUAUGUCAUAACAUACGUGACCCCGUACAUAGUUGUUCCUACUGAGCCCCCAAGAGAACACAAGCGCAAACACAAGCAUGACAGGCCUCAUACUCACUCCCCUAAAUACGAUUACGAAGAAAACUACGAAACGACAUACGACGAAGAAAAAAAUCAGGCCACGGGGGCAGAAUAUGAAGCAGAUGAUAACGAUUACGGAAGUGAAAGUAAUAAAGGAAAAGACAAAUUGCAGACAGGAAAUUUGGAAGCCAACAGAGAAAAGCUCGUAAGCAAUAUCAUAGAUGACUUGAAAGUUUACUACAAUGACGCCGUUAUAAAAGAUUGCUACUGCUCCUCCUGGUCCAACAUAUUUCAAACUAAAUGUUUCUCCUUUUAUGUAUUCGUUUUUACAGUGUUUUUAAUGUAGA
Messenger RNA from Aricia agestis (brown argus), 1150 nucleotides. RefSeq lists its product as uncharacterized. Lineage: Eukaryota; Metazoa; Arthropoda; Insecta; Lepidoptera; Lycaenidae. Bases 7 to 1149 code for a protein of 380 amino acids. The transcript is spliced from 2 exons. The record is from RefSeq and is a predicted model, not a curated record.